Molecule: messenger RNA, 2241 nt
Organism: Closterium sp. Yama58-4
Lineage: Eukaryota; Viridiplantae; Streptophyta; Zygnematophyceae; Desmidiales; Closteriaceae
Source: the annotation of a GenBank genome assembly
AUGGCCGAGCUUCGGCGCGAAGGUAGGAAAUGGGACUGGGCGAAGCCGUCCGAGGAGGAGGUGCAUGCGAGGCUCGCCGACUGCGACGAACCCCUUCGAGAUGUGAGUUUCGUACUUGCGGCCGACGUCUGUGACGACGACGGCGAGGAGGUUCAGUCGGCGCCCCAAGCUGGCGGUGUCGCCCCUGCCGUCGCUGAUGCGCGUGGCACCUCGGUCGGGAAGCCGGGUAGCGGCGUCGACGAGGCCGAUGCGGCAGCAGGACAUGGGGUGGCCGGGACCGAGGAGAAGCACCGGGACGAGGGUAGCGGUGAAGAAGGGCUGCGCGACAAGGAGAAGGCGGCCGCAAAAACGGCCCCAGCUGGCCAGGGCCCGAAGACAGGGGUCGCGGUGGCGUCAGCGGUUCCUCACCAGCCCCCAGCUGGUGCACGCCCUCCGACCGGACCGUCUGCCGGGCGACCUGCCGACGUCCCGCGCUCUGCCGACGUCCCGGCUGCCGACAAGGCUGGCCGCGCGGGGAAAGGGGCGGCAGUUGCGGACGCGCUCAAGGAGCAGCUCAGGCGCCUAGCCGGCCACAAGGCUGUUCAACAGCCCCCCGCUGCUGUCGACGCCCCAUCUGCCAGUGUCCCAAAGUCGCCGGUCGUCGCCGCCCGUGCUCCUGCAGACCCAAAGUCCGCGUUGCUGCGCGCCCAGCUGGGCGCACUAGCGUCGACUGCGCCAACUCAGCAGGCUUCUGGCUCCGGCGCUAAGACGUCGUCGGCAAAAGUCGCACCACCCACCCCUGUGGCAGCUGAGGUUGAGAAGGCGGCGGAGAAGGGCGUUCGUGCCGCCCUUGCCACCGGCGGCGGCCCCGUCGAGCAGGCGCCCCCCGAUGCUGAUAUCGCUGCCAUACAGGCCCACCUGGAUGCUGCCAAUCCCCGACCGCUGGCCAUCUCCGACACGGCACAUGUGGAGCCUUCGGCGGGUCUCGUCGGCAGUCCAGCAGAGCCGACUGCGACCGGUGAUGCUGUCGGCGAUGGAAAGGCGAAACGGAAGGGGAAGGCGGGCUCACAGAGGAAGACGCGGGAGAAGUCGGAGGCGAAGGCGGCGGAUAGAGGGAAGGGGAAGGCGGCUGAGACGGCGGCUGACAAGGAUGGAGGCGGCAAUACGGGGGUGAAAGGGAAAGCGGGGGAGAAUCAGAAGUCGCUCGGCGAGGGUACGUCGACGGGGAGGAAGGGGAAGGACAAGUCGGUAGGAGAAGGAUGGGUCGGCGAGAUUAAGGUGCACGGCAUCAAUCGAUACAUCGGCAAGUCGCGUGAGAAGAUGGAGCUCGCGUACGUGCACUCCAUCGCGUUCGUCGUCUACGACGGUUUCGUGAGCAAGGUGCUCAUGAACGAGCUCACCGUCCUGGACAGCGCCGAGUUGGAGAGGUGGAAGGAGGUGUGGGAGGAGGUCAGGAUCUUGCCGACCGGGAUGUGGACGGUGAUGUGGGCCCGGGGAACGCUCCUUCCAAAGACACGGCUGAAUGAGAUCCUCGACAAGUAUCGACAUUACAAGACCACUGGCGAUGCGCUGCACGCCGCGCUCCUGCCAGCGAUAUGGUACCCAGUCGAUCCCGACACCGAGGAAGGCCGAGAGAAGUCGGCGUCCAUGCUGUCCGCGUUGAUUGGCCGCGUGUCAAUGUGCGCUGCGUAUGGGAAGACCGCUGCGACAGCGGCGAGAAAGGAGGGAGACAGCGACGAGAAGACGGAUAUGGCGGCAUGGGCGUUAGGAGCAUCCGCAUGCGCUGUGUGGUGCUUCGUCGAGAACGGCGAUGCCCAGGUGGAGGAUGCUGUGGAAGAAGGGAAGGCGGCGGCGCUUGUGGGCGGAGCGAGCCAGGCGACCGCCGAUGUAUUCGGCAAAGUCAUGGAGGCGGUGCUGAACGCCGAGAUCAACAGGGACCGCCCCCUGGGAGAGGUUGCUUACAACGUCGCGCCAGCACUCAAGAGGACCGCCCUUGACAUGGCCUAUCCGGGGGUGGAUGCCGGAGUCGAUGCCGACGUGAUCGCAAGAGCGACGGUCGAGACGAUGGCGUUCUGGGGAAUGUGCCCCGUCGCCGGGCCGAAACUCAAAGCGAGGGGCAUCGCGGUGCCGAUUGACGCGCAGAUGAAGGCCGAUAUCGACAACAGGGGGAGAAAGGGUCAGAGGGGCAAGAAGGCGACGAAGGCCAAGGGCGGCACGGAGAAGAAGGGGACGAAGGGCCAGAAGGCGAAGGAGUCGGCGUAG